Molecule: messenger RNA, 642 nt
Organism: Eremothecium gossypii ATCC 10895
Lineage: Eukaryota; Fungi; Ascomycota; Saccharomycetes; Saccharomycetales; Saccharomycetaceae
Gene: PRM4
Product: pheromone-regulated protein PRM4
Exons: 1
Coding region: 1-642 (213 amino acids)
Source: RefSeq, marked provisional
AUGAAGCCGAAAGUGCAAUCGCGGAAGGGCUUUCGCGCGCUCUGGAUGGCAGCGACGCUGCUGACCGUCGCAGUUUACCUGUGCGUUGCACACAAUCGUGGAUGGUACGACAGCCCGCAGGUGCGCACGCCCCAGAGGAUACCGACCUCAAGUGGAGCUGCUCCGGAGGUGUGGGAGCCGGCGAAGCCGCGAGCGACGCGACCACUAGUGAACUUGGACGCGGUGCGGCGUGGAGGCGGGGACUUCCGGCCCGCACAGAACUUCCAAGAAAUUAUCAGCACAUCGCCAUUUGUGCUCUUUGUCAAGGGCACGGACGAGAGCUCGCGGUACCUGCGGCACCUGCUGACAAACGAGUACGAGGUGACGCCCGAGAUCGCGGUCGUGGACCUGAGCAAGCACCGAUACAGCGGCGACCUGCAGAGGUACAUCCGGGAGCAUAAGCUGCACGGGCCGCUGUUCCAGCUGACAGAGAACACGCCGGACGUGCCGUACCUGUUCGUAAAAGGCGAAUCUGUGAUCAACACAUCUGUGGAAAAGGACAUUCGGGAGCCGCAUGAGCGGGGGCAGCUGCAGGCCGAGCUGCAGCGCCACGCCGGCCUUGACGCUGUGAUCAAAAAGCGCAGCCCACCUUCAAAUAGCUGA